AAGACAUGACUUCUGCUUCCCAAACGGGUCGUCAAAUCAACUAUCCAGAAUACGAGAACUUUCUGGAGCACCUGAAAAACAAGGGCGGCCCAUUCAAAUUCGUGACUGCCACAAAAAAUUUUCCGGUUGGCUCGAAAGUUGGUACCGCGCCAAAAACGAGAAGUCUAGCGGAAAUUCGAAAAUCCGUGUUGGAAUCUCCGAGGGUUAAGAGCGUCAUCAGCGAGGAGACCCUUCGUCGAAAAUGCAGUCCGGAUCUAGUUCGAAAGGAGGCAGAGGAGAUCCUGGAUGAGAUGUCCCAUACCUUUAAUUUAUAUAAUGUCCGAUCAUUUGGCUACGCAGUUUGCAAGGCUAUGGAGAAGCUUUACGAUGGGAUUUAUGUAAACGAGAAGAAGCUUCUGGAGAUCCGAGAACGCAGUAAGAAGGACUGUGUGAUUUUUAUGCCAUCACACAAGACGUACUUUGAUUUCCUGCUCCUGUCACUCAUCUGCUUUCAAUAUGACAUUCAAUUGCCGGCGAUUGCCGCGGGACAGGACUUUAUGAGCAUGAAGUUUAUGGCUGGCGUGUUGCGACGGUCUGGCGCAUUUUUUAUGAGACGAUCGUUUGGGACGGACCAACUCUACUGGGCUGUCUUCUCCGAGUAUGUGCAAACCCACGUUGUCAAUAACGACAGAACCGUCGAAUUUUUCGUGGAAGCCACCCGUUCCCGUGUUGGAAAAUCUCUUCAUCCCAAAUAUGGAAUGCUCCAAAUGGUGCUGGAGCCAUAUCUACGUGGCUCCGUCUACGAUAUUGUCAUUGUGCCGGUUUCGAUGAACUAUGACAAAAUCCUCGAGGAAAAGCUCUAUGCUUAUGAGCUUCUGGGCUUUCCGAAACCAAAAGAGUCAACUGGAGCUCUACUGAAAGCCCGGGAAAUGUUGAAGAUCACACAUGGAAGUUGCUUCUUAACAUUCGGAGAGCCAAUUUCCGUCCGAGACCAUUUCGGUGUCAGCCUUCACCGGAAUACGUUUGUCUGUCAGCCAGACUCACAAUUUGUGCUCGACGCGCAGGCGAAGCUGGAGAUCAAAAGGUUCGCGCAUCGAGUCGUGGGAAUUCACAAUCAGAAUGCGGUGAUUACGGUCUGGAGUGUGGCGUGUAUGGCUAUUUUACAGACUUUUGAUAGGGAUGAUCAGGCGAUUAUCACAUACUGCGGAUUGUAUACGGAUGUUAAUAAUCUUAUCAUUUUGCAAAAUCAUCUUGGCACAGUUGUUAACAUUCAGGGAAAUUUGGACAAAAAUUUACGCUACUACCUAACAAUGCACGCAGAUUUAUUCGAGCCAUUUGAAGGCUCCGCUCCCGAUUUUCAGCUGAAAUUUAUCGCUUUUCCGGUGGCUCAUCAGAAGCAGGAUGUUCCUAUCAAAAUUAUGGAGAGAGCAGUGAGCCGGCUCAUUUUGACAACCUAUUCGAAUGGGAUGGUACAUGCUGUGGACAGUGAGGGCAUCAUUUGCACAAUCUUGAGAAAUUCUGGAAUAACGGACGUGGCGAAGGUGAAGGAAGAGUUUUGCUGGCUCCAUUUCCUAAUGAAACGAGAGUUUGUGACGGUUCCCGGAGAGCUUCCCCAACUAUUUGACGCAACUCUCGAUAUUCUGAGAGCUUCUGAAAUCUUGCAAUUCACCGAUGAUAAUAAAAUCGAAAUCCUAGACGAGAAAAAUGCAGAAGUGUUGAGCAAGCUUGUGCUCCCAUAUUUUUAUAAUUUUGAGAUAGCGUUUAACGUGUUUUCCGAGAAGAAGCCAAUGGUUUCCAGUUUAUCAGAGAUGGUGGGAACUGUGCAGAAGAAUAUUAGUGAAGCAUAUCAAGAUCGCUUACCCAACAUCCGACUAUCAUUCCUAUCAACUGAGCCUAUCAAAAAUGCAUUCGCCGCACUGACGGAUUUUGGAGUAUUUGAGAACUCGAACACCGGAAUGCGGCCAAACUUUGGGAAGCUCCACCAAAUCAAGAAUCGAUUGCAGAGGUUCACACAGUCGGAGAAUCAUUUGGCAAAGUUAUAGGAACUUUAUGAAUAAAAAUUUUUGAACUAUG
Caenorhabditis elegans is the source of this 2052-nucleotide messenger RNA. RefSeq names its product Phospholipid/glycerol acyltransferase domain-containing protein (gene acl-7). The transcript is spliced from 10 exons. NCBI's taxonomy places the organism in Eukaryota, Metazoa, Nematoda, Chromadorea, Rhabditida, Rhabditidae. The coding region runs from base 6 to 2021 and encodes 671 amino acids. Gene Ontology annotation, cellular component: endomembrane system. Gene Ontology annotation, molecular function: acyltransferase activity; acyltransferase activity, transferring groups other than amino-acyl groups. The record is from RefSeq and is marked reviewed. Gene Ontology annotation, biological process: lipid metabolic process.